Molecule: messenger RNA, 1692 nt
Organism: Annulohypoxylon truncatum
Lineage: Eukaryota; Fungi; Ascomycota; Sordariomycetes; Xylariales; Hypoxylaceae
Product: cytochrome P450
Exons: 4
Coding region: 1-1692 (563 amino acids)
Molecular function (GO): heme binding; steroid hydroxylase activity; oxidoreductase activity, acting on paired donors, with incorporation or reduction of molecular oxygen
Source: RefSeq, a predicted model, not a curated record
AUGUUUUCUGACCUUGUUUCGCUACACGCAGCCGAUUUAGGGGCUGCGGCUCUGCUUCUAAUCGCCGCAUUCUGGCUCCGGUAUACUGCCCGGCGUAACAGGUUUACGGUGGACGAGAAGCGCGAUGAUGCCAAAGGUGCUCCGCCGACCUUCCCUUACGUAUUUCCACUAUUGGGAAGCCUACCAGUAGCAUAUCUAUGGAACCCGAGAGCUUUUGUCUUGAACCCGAACAAUUUCUUCCAAAGCGCGCGUCCGGUCCGCGUCAAGAUCCUUACGCAAGAAUUCUACACCAUCUGCGGACCCGAGAACGUCAAGGCUUUCUUUAGAGGCUCCGGGGCAUGCACAUCAAUCCCCUUCGUCAAAUUCGCGCUUGGGUACGCCUUCGGCUUACCGUCCAAGGCACUGAGUCUGUACCACAAAGACGACUCUGGCGGCGGCCAUGUGCCGCACCCGGGCAGCACGGUAGAGGCCCGCAACCGCAUCGACUACCGCGUUAACCAGUCCUUGGUCCGAUUUCUAGAAGGAAAGGGGCUUAUGCCCUUUUGGAACAGGUUUGCGGACGACAUCACGCAGCGGUUGGGUGGGCUGUACGACCGCAUUGGCUCCGAUUGGGAGUAUCAUGCCGACCUUAUGGAGGCCGUCCGAGACGAGGCCACCGUCUCCAUCCUCAAUGCUCUCUGCGGCCCGUACCUCUUGGGUCUGAACCCGCACUUCCUGCAGGACUACUGGGAUUUCGAUCGCAACUUGCAGACCUAUCUUCAAGGUAUUCCGUGGUUCCUUGCCCCAAGGGCCUACGCUGUUCGGAAGAGGGUGCUGGAUGCCGUUAAAAUUUGGCAGCGGCACGCAAGAGACCACUACGAUGAUUCGGCCAUCGAUGCUGAUGGCGACGACCCAUUGUGGGGGAGCAGCUUCUUCCGGGAGAGACACGAUAUGUUUCUCGAGAUGGACGGUUUCGACUAUUCAGCUAUUGCAUCCCAAGACUUUGGAGCAAUAUGGGCGACAAGGAAUUCCAUUACUGCUGCGUCCUGGGCCAUCUUUGAAAUAUUUCGAGAUCCCGAACUGCUCGCUAGUAUAAGAGCCGAGGUUGGCGCUUGUACGGUCACAUCUGCAGACGGCCGCAUCCGGUUCAACGUUGACCAACUGCUGCGCCUACCAAUCCUCCAAGCCGUCUACGCCGAGACUCUACGACUUAGGAUGGACUUUUAUCUAAUUAGAAUGCCAGACAAGGUAGACAUGAAUAUCCAAGAUUGGGUUAUACCGAGGCGAAAGGUCAUUGUUACACCGACGACAGUUGCGCACAUGGAUACCAAGACGUGGAGCACCGGCUUAAAUAACGAACAUCCCGUCGACCAGUUCUGGAUAGGAAGAUUCCUUAAAUAUCCACCAGAGAGUGAACAUAAUGUCAACACACUACCACGCGUUCCCGCUUCUCCAACAUUCUCGACAAAAGAGUUUGAAGGGUCGUGGAUCCCUUACGGCGGCGGACCGCGACAGUGCCCUGGUCGACACUUUGCCAAACGCCAGAUACUAUUGACCACCGCUCUUAUGGUAAGCCUGUUUGACUGCGAGAUAUCAGAGGAAGGUAAGAAUGUUCAGGGGGAUUCGACGCUCAAGGGGUUCGGCAGUGGUGUGUCGCUUCCAGACGGCAAAGUCCCCGUAAAAAUACGGCGCAGAGACGGAGGUAGCAUGUAG